Molecule: messenger RNA, 2761 nt
Organism: Lineus longissimus
Lineage: Eukaryota; Metazoa; Nemertea; Pilidiophora; Heteronemertea; Lineidae
Product: ER membrane protein complex subunit 5-like
Exons: 3
Coding region: 134-1114 (326 amino acids)
Cellular component (GO): Golgi apparatus; plasma membrane; EMC complex
Molecular function (GO): protein binding
Source: RefSeq, a predicted model, not a curated record
CUGCCGACUUGGACCAUAAAACCUGGGAGACUUUCAGCAACCGCCAGUCAUUCUACUCAUUCAACCACCGCGGCAAAGUUCUGAACAGGGGUGCCUUUGAAGAGGAUUGAGGAGUUGCACUGUCACUAUCGCCAUGGCAACCAAACUUGAUGUUGGACACGAAGUACCUGUACUCUGCAUUGAUACGAAUGCUGACACUGGUGCUAGUGGGGACGAGGAUGGGAUGAUGUUGCUGUGGAAUCGACACGGAGAGAAAAAAGAUUCUGUCAAAAUCGGUCCAGAGGGUGUCAAUUCGAUUAAAUUUUCCAAAACAAAACCGGAGAUAUUUGCGACUAACGGGAAGGAAAUACACCAUUUAGAUUUACGUUUCUUAUCAGAACGUGUGUACAUCUUUGACCUAAAUCAGGAUGAAAUUAAUCAGAUUGAUAUUGACAAGAAAGAGGAGUUAAUUGUUGCUGGGGACGACACGGGGCACGUUCGUGUCAUCAACAUCAAGGACAGGAAAGUCCUGAAGACACUACGUAAACAUGAUAAUAUUUGUUCGACAGUUUGCUUCCGCCCGAAUCAGCCGACGGAGCUCAUUAGUGGUGCUUUGGACUGCGGGUUGAUCCGCUGGGAUUUCCGGCGCGGCAAAUGCAUCAAGGAGUUCGUCAUGAACGUGAUGUUCAAAGACGAGAACGAGGGCGAAGGGGUCACAUCGUUCAUCAUGAGCCCGCCGUUUAUCCACACCACCAGUAUCACUUCUGACGGCGAUUACCUGUCUUGUGGGUUAGAAAACGGCACGGUCCACGUUUUCGACACGUCAAAGAAAGCUGUCAGUCAUUCGAAAACUUUUAAAGGUCAUUCGCAGGGCGUCGCCCAAGUUCAUUUUACGUCCGGUAGCAAAACCAACCUGGUGUCCGGUGGUAACGAUGGACGUUUCAUCCUCUGGGACGUCACUAAGCCUAGCACUAAUCUGAAUUCAAUACCUGGGGUUGACGCAGCAGAGAGUGCGUGUUUGAAGGUUGUGGAUCAUGGUGAAAAAAUCAACUGGUUGAGUAGCUGGCAGGACAAGGUGGACACCCUCCUACUGGCCGACCAGAGCAACAUCAUUCACUCCUAUGAACUUCAGUAAUAUCGUUCACUUCUAUGGACUUCAGUAAUAUCAUUCACUUCUAUGGACUUCAAUCAGUAUUUUUUGUUGAAAUCACAGGUGUUUUGUGACUAUUUUUGAUCAGGUUUUAUAAUCACCCUGGAGAAUCAGUUCCCCAACUGAUUGAGAAUUCUGAUCUUGUGUAUUCAAGGUAGGCCUUUUAACUUCCUGAGCAGCCUGUCCUGGAAAGUACCUUUGAAAAUCCGUGCAUCCCAAGGAAAAAAACUUUCCCAGGGCGGGCCAGCUGGGCAAGUUGGAAGGCUUACUUGAUUCUCGGCAAGCUGGAGAACUGAUCCCCAGGGUGGAAAUGGCAUCCAAAUCACCAAGUUUUAUUAGCGAGAGUAAUGUGCAAUGUCGUCAAUUUUCAAUAACUUCUUUGAAGACUUUACAUGGACACCUCGAUUGACAGAAGUUGAAAUUGACUUUUUGUAGCCGGUCAUGCAUGCGUAGAUGCAUGCGUGCACCAGAUGCAGAAGCCCGGUCACAUGAAGUCCGGGCUUCAGCAUCUGGUGUGCGCAUGCAUGACCAGAUACAACUAUUGAUUCAUCAACCAAAAGUAUUAUGGACACUGCCUUCAUGUUGUUUCUUGAAAAUUUCAGAAUUUUCUGGUUACAAGUAUUUCUGUGUUUGAAGAUCUCACUGAUCAGAAAAUCUAAGUGAUUCUAAAUGCAUUUAUUUUCAGGUAGUGUUUUCUGCUUUUCUUGCAUUAGCAUAAAAUACUUGGAUCAGGGAUGAACUAUUCUAUAAAGUUGGAAAUACAGAACAGGUCUAAUGCUUAGUAUAAAAGGCAAUGAAGGAAAUGCCCUGGUUGCCCUUUAUUCAAUGUUGCCUUUUUGCCCUUAAAUAUAUGAUCUGACAAUGGCAGAGAGGUGGUUGCUUUUACUUUGACCGAUGUAUCAAAACAUUUCAAGUCUGUUCUCGUGAGUUGACCGCAAUCUGCUUUUCGGAGUCUACAACGAGUUUAACUCAAGACAUUGCAUGCAUUGGGUGAUAUGAACAAAGACUAGCAAAUGCUAAAUCUAAAUCUCCCUGUACAUUUACACUACGCUGUUCUGUGCAAAACUGAAGUAAUAUGUAAAGGGCAAGCUCUAUUGAACUCGCACAACUGUAUGUCCUAGCAGACGAUUUUUAAAUACAUGAUGUCCCACACCCGCACUUCAGUGGCGCCGGUGUGAAUAAAUCUACUUGUGUGAAUGGUCUAUGGCUCAUGACGUCAUUAAAUAAUUGCGUCAUGAGGAAGGAAACAAUGGGAUUCACGUCCGACGUUGUAACUGUGGGUGCGGCGCGUCAUGAAUGCAGGAUCGGCCAACGCGCGGCCCAUAUGGAAUGCGACAAAACUGUACCGGAACCAGAAUUGUCAUGGGUCUGCACAAAUUUUUUCAGAUUCAAUGGACAUGAUGGAUAUAUUUGCAUUUUGUUUACAAUUUACAUACAGUGUAUACGUAACCAUUACACUCACUACGUUGUGUGAGUUAAAAGCAUUUGCUAGUCUUUAUUCAUAUCACCCAUUGCGCAACCUCACUAAUGUUGAUCAUGUACAUGUAUCAUGAUGUAUUCUUUCAGCAAGGGAUUUUCUAUGCAGCACAUCACUGGAGUAGAUGUACAUGUAAUAAACUGAAUUGUAUUGUC